GACCACCGAGAAGCGACAGUAGAACCCCGCCCCUUUACCGACUAGUAUAUUGUACGCUUUUAGCUUCAUUGAUACAGAGUCAUCAUACAGCUCGUAUUAGCUGCAAUACAUACGAGUCGCAGACGAAUCCAGUCCCCAAGACGCGUCGCUACUUCCACCGAAUUGGGACUCGUCGAACUGUCCGAGCAAACGCAACCCUACCAUACGUGAAAUAGACGCUCAUUCAAUAUGACCGCCGAUGUGGAACAUCAACAACAGGAAUACGAUGAUGGAGGUCUUCCAGGACCUGGAGCUCCCACUCCCCUUUCAGCUCUUGAGGGCGUGGCAGGCUUGACUGCACGAGACAUUAAACUUAUAGUUGAUGGAGGGUUUCAUACUGUGGAGUCGGUGGCCUACACUCCUAAGCGUGUCUUAGAACAGAUUAAAGGUAUUUCGGAACAGAAGGCAACUAAGAUUUUAGCUGAAGCUUCCAAACUCGUUCCAAUGGGUUUCACAACCGCGACGGAAAUGCAUGCACGUCGGAGCGAGCUCAUAUCCAUUACCACUGGAUCGAAACAAUUAGAUACACUACUGGCUGGAGGCAUCGAGACGGGAUCUAUAACCGAGAUCUUUGGAGAGUUCAGGACAGGCAAAAGCCAACUUUGUCACACACUAGCAGUUACUUGCCAAUUACCAUUUGACAUGGGUGGUGGUGAAGGGAAAUGUCUCUACAUUGAUACCGAAGGCACAUUUCGUCCCGUGAGGUUACUGGCUGUUGCACAACGAUAUGGACUCGUCGGAGAAGAGGUGCUGGAUAAUGUUGCCUACGCUCGCGCGUACAACUCAGAUCAUCAAUUGCAACUUCUCAACCAGGCAUCUCAGAUGAUGUGCGAAACCCGGUUUUCACUCCUGAUCGUGGACUCGGCAACUGCUCUUUACCGUACAGAUUUCAAUGGCCGUGGUGAAUUGUCCAAUCGGCAGACUCAUUUAGCGAAGUUCUUGCGUACGUUGCAGCGACUCGCCGAUGAGUUUGGAAUAGCGGUUGUGAUUACGAACCAGGUCGUCUCACAGGUCGAUGGUGGUCCAAGUUCCAUGUUCAAUCCGGACCCCAAGAAACCAAUUGGCGGUAACAUUAUCGCUCAUGCAAGCACGACUCGUUUGAGCUUGAAGAAAGGCCGAGGAGAGACUAGGAUAUGCAAGAUCUAUGACAGCCCCUGUCUACCUGAGAGCGACUGCCUCUUUGCGAUCAGGGAGGAUGGUAUUGGCGAUCCUAGCCCCAAGGAUCUGGAGAAUGAGUGAGGACAUUCAUUGACUGAUUGCGCUCUGGAUUGAUAAACGUUUGUUUGAUUCAGUUCUAUCUGAUGAGUAUACAUAUUUCAUGUCUUGUCAUGUCUAUUUGUCUUUGUCAUACUCGCAUAGCUAGGCGGUGUUCGGCCCGUGUCAAUGUAUAUUUAAAUAAUAGUCAACUGGUAGAAAAAUGAAGAGAAGAGAACGAUAACAACU
This is a messenger RNA of Talaromyces stipitatus ATCC 10500, 1482 nucleotides long. Its product is annotated as DNA repair protein RAD51, putative. Gene Ontology annotation, molecular function: ATP-dependent DNA damage sensor activity; ATP binding; DNA strand exchange activity. Lineage: Eukaryota; Fungi; Ascomycota; Eurotiomycetes; Eurotiales; Trichocomaceae. Gene Ontology annotation, biological process: reciprocal meiotic recombination; chromosome organization involved in meiotic cell cycle; mitotic recombination-dependent replication fork processing. Bases 229 to 1278 code for a protein of 349 amino acids. The transcript has 4 exons. The record is from RefSeq and is a predicted model, not a curated record. Gene Ontology annotation, cellular component: condensed nuclear chromosome.